Messenger RNA from Hemibagrus wyckioides, 2427 nucleotides. It is a transcript of the gene slc5a11, whose product is annotated as solute carrier family 5 member 11. The transcript has 16 exons. The record is from RefSeq and is a predicted model, not a curated record. Gene Ontology annotation, biological process: transmembrane transport. Gene Ontology annotation, molecular function: D-glucose:sodium symporter activity. Lineage: Eukaryota; Metazoa; Chordata; Actinopteri; Siluriformes; Bagridae. Bases 209 to 2215 code for a protein of 668 amino acids. Gene Ontology annotation, cellular component: plasma membrane.
UUUGAUCUCUCGGUCAUAGGGGAAGAUUUUCGACACCGGUGACAAUAUUAGAAAUGUCUGAAUGGUGAGAGCUUCUGACUGGAGGGCUAUGAAGCUGUAGCUUCAUAAUCAGAAAAGGGAAACUCGUUCUCGAGACACAGAGUGAACACUGGAUAACACUGGAUGCUUGCUGUUUUAACUGUAGGAAAUACACUUGACCUUUGACAUCAUGGCUAGUACUGAGAUCCCCAGUGUCUCCCCUACACCCAUGGAAGGGACCUUCCGACCAAACACUCUGUCUGCAGCUGAUAUAGCGGUGCUUGUUGUGUAUUUCAUAUUGAUCUUGGCAGUAGGAGUAUGGUCUAUGUGGAAAACCAAGAGGAGCACAGUGAAUGGAUAUUUCUUAGCAGGCAAAAACAUGAGCUGGUGGCCGGUAGGCACUUCUCUGUUUGCUAGUAAUGUAGGCAGCGGUCACUUCAUAGGUCUGGCUGGAUCAGCAGCCGCAGCUGGCAUCGGCCCCACUGCAUAUGAGUGGAAUGGUAUGGUGGUGGUUCUGCUCCUAGGCUGGGUUUUCCUCCCCAUUUACAUAGCUUCUGGGGUGACAACUAUGCCCGAAUAUCUUCAGAAAAGAUUUGGAGGCAAAAGAAUCCAGAUAUUUCUUGCUAUUUUGUAUUUAUUUAUAUACAUCUUCACAAAGAUAUCGGUGGAUAUGUACGCUGGGGCUGUGUUCAUUCAGCAGGCUCUGGGCUGGAAUAUUUAUCUUGCUGUCAUUCUUCUCCUCGUCAUUACUGCACUCUAUACAGUAGCAGGUGGUCUGGCAGCCGUCAUCUACACCGAUGCAGCUCAGACUGUCAUCAUGCUGACUGGGGCCCUGACACUUAUGAGCUUCAGUUUUGUGGAGGUCGGGGGCUGGCAGGCCAUUUUUGAUGGCUACAGCAAUGCCAUUCCCUCCAUUAGAGUCCCAAACACCACGUGCGGAAUCCCUCGUGAGGAUGCCUUCCAUAUUUUUCGGGAUCCCGUGACCUCUGACUUUCCCUGGCCAGGGGUGCUGCUGGGGAUGACAAUGCCCUCCAUAUGGUACUGGUGUACAGAUCAGGUUAUAGUGCAGCGCUCGCUGGCUGCUAAGAACCUGCUACAUGCUAAAGGAGGGUCUUUGCUGGCUUCCUACCUCAAGAUUCUGCCCUUCUUCAUGAUGGUGCUGCCAGGCAUGAUCAGCCGAAUCCUCUUUCCAGAUGAGGUUGGCUGUGCAGACCCUAAAGUGUGUGAGCAGGUUUGUGGGAAUUCUGUGGGCUGCUCUGACAUCGCCUACGCCAAACUGGUCAUGGAACUCCUUCCUAAGGGUCUGCGGGGUCUGAUGAUGGCUGUAAUGAUAGCUGCUCUCAUGUCUUCCCUGACCUCCAUCUUUAACAGCUCUAGCACUCUGUUCACCAUGGACUUAUGGAGAUAUCUCCGCCAUGCUGCCUCAGAGUGGGAGCUCAUGAUCGUUGGCAGAGUGUUUGUCCUGAUCUUGGUGGUGGUGUCUGUGCUAUGGAUCCCCCUGGUUCAGGCCAGUCAAGGUGGCCAGCUUUUCAUGUACUUGCAGUCUAUCAGCAACUACCUACAGCCACCUAUCAGUGUGGUGUUCAUUGCAGGCUGCUUCUGGAAAAGAACUAACGAGAAGGGCGCAUUCUGGGGUUUGGUGCUGGGGCUGCUGAUUGGCGUUGUGAGGAUGAUUCUGGAUUUCAUCUACCCUCUACCACAGUGCUACGAGACAGACACCAGGCCUGAAAUAAUCAAAUACGUGCACUAUCUAUAUUUCUCAAUCAUCCUCUCCCUGUUUACCCUUGUUGUGGUGGUUUGUGUCAGCCUGGCCACGGAGAAACCCACAGAAGAACAGCUGAGUCGACUGAUGUGGUCCACGAGGUUUGAUCCUGUGAAGAGGACUGAGGCCAAAGAAACUGGAACCUUUAAUAUCGAUAACGGCUUACAUCAUGAAAAUGAGAAGAGUGAUGGAAGUGUGAGAGAGCACACUAAUGGCUCGAAUGCACAGCAUGCUGAAACACCCUCUAAGCUGAAGUCCAUGCUGCUCUGGCUGUGUGGGAUGGAGCUGAAUUCAGAAAGGGAGCAGCCCCCAACACCACCACCUGAGGCAGUAGUGUCCUCCCUUGAGGAAGAACCCUAUCUGAGGCAUGUGGUAAAUGCCAACCUCAUUGUCUGCUUGUCAGUGACAGUGUUUCUGUUUGCCUUCUGGGCAUGACAGUCUGAAUAUCUCAACUAGACACUAGUAAUCCUUGAACGCUUGGUCAACAUUUUGUCAUUUUCAACGUGAAAAAUUUUUAUUUCAGCAUCUUCACUUAUUUUAUUUAUACAGAACAAUGAAAUGUUUAAAAACCACAUACACGGAGAUGCCUUCCUCUGUUUUCAAAUGUAUUUGGUUCACUAAGAUUUAAAAAGCAACACCAACCUUUU